CUAGUGAAAACAGCGUCCGCCACCAGAACAGGCUUCUUUUUUAACAUAGCUCCUGUAAGUUCCUGGUCACCCUGUCGAUAAACAACACGGUCAAACCGCCACAAGAUGGCCCAGUGGCAGCAGCUGCAGCGGCUGGACUCGGCCUCCCAGACCCGGGUGACCCAGCUGUACGAGGACCGGAAGUUCCCCAUAGAGAUCCGCCACUACCUGUGCGUCUUGCUGGAGGGCCAGGACUGGGAUGCGGCGGCUGUGGAUGAAAAUAAAGCCAGCGCUUGUUUACAUGUACUGCUGGUGUAUUUGGAAGAAGAGUGGAAUCGUUCUGUCCAGGAGAACCUUUUAGAGGGACCUAAUUUUCAGCUGAUGAGAGACUACUUGCUGAAAAACUUUAAAGAUGAGCCUCUGAACUUGGCCGUAAUCCUCUCUGAAUGCUUAAAGGAGGAGAAGAAACUCCUGACCUCUGAAUCCCAGUCCAGCAAUGGAUCGGAAGUGGAAAGACUUGAUCCGGACGUGAAGAAGGAAAUUAAGUUACUGGAGUUACAAAAAAACAUCGAUGCCAUAAAGAAGAACUGGCAAAGCCGAGUAGAGGUGCACAAUGGACUGGCCCAGUCCUGUCCUUUUAGGGACGGGGAAUCUCUUAGGCGGACCAACUUCAUCACGAAAACAAAGGUACGCAUUGCUCUGGUGGUUGAGAAACAGCCCGUCAUGUCGAGCUUACCACAUUGACCUCAAGUACUAAAGAUAGGGGUGCGGUUCACAGUGGCAGUGAGGUUCUUAGCAAACCUCCCAGAAUUUAACUGUCUGCUCAAGGUCAAACCUGUAUUUGACAAGGAUGUUGAAGAAGCCAAGACAGUUAAAGGGUUCCGUCACUUUGUCUUCAACGAGGACUACUGUAGGGUGUUGGACGUGGACACGUCCUCUGGAGGCUUGGUGGCAGAAUUUGGACAAAUGUCACUUAACCUAAAACAGAAAGCCAAAGGAUCCAGUGAGAGUCCUCUGACAGUCACUGAAGAACUCCACAUCAUUAAGUUUGUGACGGAGUUUCAGCAUGCUGGACUGAAGUUUGACAUUGAGGCCAGCUCUCUGCCUGUGGUUGUCAUCUCCAGCACCAAUCAGGUGGUCAGUGCCUGGGCCUCCGUCAUGUGGUGCAACAUGGUGUCCAUCGGUGAACCCAGGAAUCUGUCGUUGUUUGCGGACCCUCCUCCGCUCACCUGGCAGCAGCUGUCGCACGUUCUGAGCUGGCAGUUUUUACGCGCUGGCCAACGGGAGCUCGACCAAAACCAGCUCUCCUAUCUGAGAGACAAACUUGUGGAUGGUCCUGGUGAUCUGGUUCCCUGGAGCAAGUUCUCCAAGGAUGAAAAUGCAUGGAUUUGGAUCGAUGGGAUCCUGGAUUUGAUCGACAAACACUUGGCGGAUCUUUGGCGCGAUGGACUCAUCAUGGGCUUCGUGAGCAGGAAGAAAUCCGAGGAUCUGUUGCAGGAAAAACCGAGCGGGACCUUUCUGCUCCGCUUCAGUGAGAGCAACAAAGAGGGAGCCAUCUCCUUCAGCUGGGUGGAGCACUCCAACGGGGACACCCAUGUGCACGCCGUCGCUCCCUACAUCAAGAAAGAGCUGGUGAACACUUCUCUGCCCUACAUCAUCAACACCUACAGUCUGAGAGCCGAGGGGAACAUGUACUGGAACCCUCUGAUCUACCUUUACCCGGACAUCAACAAAGACACCGUCUUCGGACAGUACAACCACACCUCAAGAAAGUCAACCCCUGGAAAGGACGGGUACAUUCCCAAAAGACGCAUGGACGUCUCACAAAGUCCUACGCCACCUCCCUCCCCACCCGUAGCCGAGGACUGGAACACAAUACAGGAGGACCUGUAUCAGGAACUCUUUAGAGAUUUACUCAACUCACCGGAAGACAUUUGGACAUCAUCUGGACACCAAGAGCUGGCACAGACUCAGAACGACUUCAGAUUGUGUUGAUUUGUAAAUGUGGCAGGUCACUGUGUCCCGAUCAGGAAGUUAUCAGGUAGACGUGUUUUAUUCUGUAAGUACAUGCAAUGAUUUCAGGUCAGGUGUCAGUAAUAGCCUUAUAUAAAGGUUAAAAUGAUGCAAAAGCCAUGAUCAACAUGAGCGUAAUGAUGUAAGAUUCUGCUAAAUGUACAGUAGAUAUUGAGCAAAGCUACAAGUUAAAAUAUUCAGGUUUUCUAAGAGGGAGUUUUAACUAAAUGUGGGGUGAUUUUCUGAUUUACUGUUUUAAAGUAAACUAUUUUUACUUGCACAUGAGUACUUUUCCCUCAGUAUUUAGAAGAUUAAAAUCUCAAUGCUGCGUGUGUAAACUCCAUACUGAACUGUAUAUGAUCUUUUCUUUGUUUAUUAAAAUAAACUCACCUGAAUGCAUUCCAGU
This is a messenger RNA of Etheostoma cragini (Arkansas darter), 2398 nucleotides long. RefSeq names its product signal transducer and activator of transcription 1-alpha/beta-like. Gene Ontology annotation, molecular function: DNA-binding transcription factor activity, RNA polymerase II-specific; RNA polymerase II cis-regulatory region sequence-specific DNA binding. Gene Ontology annotation, biological process: type I interferon-mediated signaling pathway; cell surface receptor signaling pathway via JAK-STAT; regulation of transcription by RNA polymerase II. The record is from RefSeq and is a predicted model, not a curated record. Lineage: Eukaryota; Metazoa; Chordata; Actinopteri; Perciformes; Percidae. The transcript has 22 exons.